AUGGUAAAGAAAGGCAAGGUGAAGGCCCCAGCGCCUGCACCAAGCCAAGCCUCUGCAGCAUCCAAGGAUGGAAACGGCGGCAGUAAAGGUAAAAAGGGGCAAAAGGCCGCAGAUACGGCCUCUGCUGAGGUGUUGCCGCCGGUUGCCCCUAAGCCGACGGUGAAGCAGAUCAUUGGAGGCUCGUCCUGGACAGGCAAGCUGCCGGUGAAUCUGCUCAGCGAGUACUGUCAGAAGCAGAAAUGGGACAGGCCGGUGUACGAUACGCGGAAGACGCCUGAGGGCUUCUCGGUCUGGGUAACGCUGAGCGCCAAAGACCUCAAGACCCAGCAGACCAUUACGCUGGAGCCUUUCAAGAUCCCUUUAUCUCAUAAGCAUCUGUUACUGAGGGAUACAGCUCUCGAGGCCAAGCACACGGCUGCUACGUAUGCCUUGUUCAGGGUAUGCAGCAUGCAGAACAAACACAUGGUUCUCCCUCCGGACUACAAGUCUCUGUGGAAAGACUUCCAGGCAUUAAAGACUCAAGAUGUCAAGGAUGGAAAGGCGUGGAUGUACGAGGCGGAUCCGUUCAAGACCUUGCUGGAGCGCCAGGAUACCAAGGCUGCGGCAGAGAAGAAGCGGCAGGAGAUUGAACAGGCCAAGGCCAAAGCCAAGGAAUUGCCUGGAGCGGCAGGGUUGGUGCUUCUGAGCAACAGCGGUGGAUCUGGAUCCAAUGUGAUGAAGGGCUGGACGAGUGUGCCCAAGGUCGAGAUGGGGAAACAGACCCGAAUCCAGUUGGAGUCUCUGCUGCGAGAUGGCGUGACAUGGAACCCUCAUAACGUCUCCAUGACUCCAGCCGAGAAGAAGAGUGUCGUUUCCGAGCUUGGCAAACUGGGCUUCCGACAGAGCCACGUAGCAGAAGCCGUGGAGUAUUGCAAAGAUCGCCAAGAAACCCUGGAAUGGCUCCUGAUACACGUUCCCGAGGAUGAUCUCCCUAGGUGGGCUCUUCCCGAGAAGUAUUCAGCUGGUGUGACUAUUGGAGCUACAGACCUGAAGAGAGAAGGCAUAAUACAACGACUUUGCCAGACUGGAUACUCCCUGGAGCUGUGUACUCGUGUGUUGGAUCAGCAUGGUGGCAAUGAAGAUGCGGCUGCGGAAACGCUGCAGAACAUUCUUUUCCCGUCUGUUGCCUCAAACCAAGAGGGCGCAGAAGAAUCGGGAGAUGAUUUCCUUGAUUUUGGAACGCCUCAAGAACAAUGGGACGAGGAAGUGGCCACGUUAGAGUCUAUCUACGGCAACAACUUCCGUCGCGAUGGCGAUAACAUCAUACAAAUACGUCUUGAGUCAGUCAAGGAUGCACAAAACGGAGAUGUGGAAACUUAUCUACAAGUACGAAAGGGGUCAAGCUAUCCGAGGCACAUUAUUCUUGCCAUCGUCGCCAAGCUCCCCUCAUAUAUCAAACUCAGCAUCGUGAAGCAGAUGCUGGCUCAUAUUGAACAAGAUUUGCGAGACGAGCCAGCAAAGAUAUAUCUUACAGUCGAUUGGAUUCAGCAGAACAUCAACAGCAUUAUCAGUCACCCAGGCAAGCUUCUAGACAUUUCGGCAGUGUCCUCUGCUGCCUCUGAAAGUCGGCCAGCAACAUCUGUGGCCAAAAGCAAGCGCUCCCGUGGCCCACCCAGGCCUCUCAAAUGGAUUACAGACGCAAAGAGCAAGGAAGAAUGGUUCCGUCGACAAGAGAAUCCGUCGCAGAAGCAAAUGGUUACGAAGCGCCAGGCUUUACCGGCUUGGCAGAUGCAGGACGCCAUCAUCAGAACGGUGAACCAGAAUCACGUUACUAUUAUCAGUGGUGAGACUGGAUCAGGAAAGUCAACGCAGUCUGUUCAAUUUCUGCUGGAUGAUUUGUACGAAAAGGGCCUCGGUGGAUGUGCAAACAUGAUUGUCACGCAGCCACGUCGAAUUUCGGCACUGGGAUUGGCUGAUCGCGUGGCAGAGGAGCGAUGCUCGCGAGUGGGAGGAGAGGUAGGAUAUGCUAUCCGCGGCGAGUCCCGACAGUCUAGAGACACCAGAAUCACCUUUGUCACAACUGGUGUGCUACUGCGAAGACUCCAGACGUCUGGUGGCCGAGUAGAUGACGUCGUGGCCUCUUUGGCCGAUGUCAGCCACGUCAUCAUUGACGAAGUUCACGAGAGAAGCCUGGAUACCGAUUUCCUUUUGAAUCUGCUUCGAGAGGUCAUGAUCAAGAAGAAGGACAUGUUGAAAUUAAUUCUCAUGUCAGCUACGCUUGACGCCGCGACUUUCAAGACUUACUUUGAAACAGAGGGCCUGAGUGUUGGGAGCGUUGAGAUUUCAGGCCGAACAUUCCCUGUUGAAGAGUAUCACCUCGACGAUGUGGUUCGCAUGACAGGAUUCGGUGUUGAUGGACCUGAUGACGGAAGCUUUAUUGGUGACGAAACGAUGGGAAGAGUCAUCCAGAAGCUGGGUCAUCGUAUCAAUUACAGCUUGAUUGCGGAAGCUGUCAAGGCAAUUGAUUAUGAGCUGUCAUAUGAUAAAAACUCGGGAGGUAUCCUCAUCUUUCUACCCGGUGUUGGAGAAAUUAAUCAAGCCUGCAACAGCCUCAGGGCCAUCAACUCGCUUCAUGUUCUCCCCCUGCACGCUUCUUUGGAGACGAGGGAGCAGAAGAGGGUGUUUUCAAGUGCUCCUCCUGGAAAGCGAAAGGUAGUUGUGGCCACAAAUGUUGCAGAGACUUCCAUUACGAUUGACGACAUUGUCGUCGUCAUCGACAGUGGAAAGGUGAAGGAGACUAGCUUUGAUCCGCAAAACAAUAUGAGGAAGCUAGAAGAAACAUGGGCAUCUCGAGCGGCGUGCAAGCAGAGGCAAGGAAGAGCCGGUCGUGUCCAAGCAGGUAAAUGCUACAAACUAUACACCCAAAAUCUCGAACAGAACAUGGCGCCGCGUCCUGAGCCCGAGAUUAGACGAGUGCCGCUCGAACAGCUGUGCUUGUCGGUACGGGCCAUGGGCAUGAAGGAUGUAGUUCGAUUCCUCGGACGGUCUCCAACCCCGCCUGAAACUCCAGCAAUUGAAGGUGCCAUGACAUUGCUGCGGCGGAUGGGGGCUCUGGAUGGAGAUGAGCUCACAGCCAUGGGACAGCAGCUGGCCAUGCUGCCGGCCGACUUGAGAUGCGGCAAGCUCAUGGUCUUUGGCGCCAUUUUUGGUUGCUUGGAUGACUGCGUCACCAUUGCUGCCAUUCUCAGCACCAGGAGUCCGUUCAUUUCACCUCAAGAGAAGCGAGACCAAGCUCGAGAAGCUAGAAUUCGCUUUUACAGGGGAGAUGGCGAUUUGCUUACGGACCUGGAGGCCUUUAACCAGUGGGACGAGAUGAUGAGAGAUCGAGGAACGCCCCAGCGCCAGAUUAGAGGAUUCUGCGACGAGAACUUUUUGUCCUUCCAGACGUUAUCUGACAUUUCAAAUACGAGAACCCAGUACUACGACGCCCUGAGGGAAAUUGGCUUCUCGCCGUCUUCGUCUUCCCAAGCAACUGGCAAUACGCAGAAUUCUUUACUCCUGAGAGCGUUGAUAGCCUCUGCCUUUACGCCACAAAUUGCGCGAAUCCAGUACCCAGACAAGAAAUUUGCGAGCUCCAUGUCUGGAGCCGUCGAGCUAGAUCCCGAGGCGAGGGCAAUCAAAUACUUUUGCCAAGAGCCUGGCCGAGUGUUUAUACAUCCCAGCAGCACGCUGUUUGGCAGCCAGGGGUUUUCCGGAAACGCAGCUUACAUGUCGUAUUUUAGCAUGAUAUCGACGACCAAGAUUUUCAUCCGAGACUU
Trichoderma gamsii is the source of this 3797-nucleotide messenger RNA. RefSeq lists its product as hypothetical. Gene Ontology annotation, molecular function: RNA binding; ATP binding; protein binding. Gene Ontology annotation, cellular component: intracellular anatomical structure. NCBI's taxonomy places the organism in Eukaryota, Fungi, Ascomycota, Sordariomycetes, Hypocreales, Hypocreaceae. The record is from RefSeq and is a predicted model, not a curated record. The transcript has a single exon. The annotation marks the transcript as partial.